This is a messenger RNA of Rhipicephalus microplus (southern cattle tick), 2914 nucleotides long. RefSeq names its product hemicentin-1. Gene Ontology annotation, biological process: synapse organization; homophilic cell-cell adhesion. Lineage: Eukaryota; Metazoa; Arthropoda; Arachnida; Ixodida; Ixodidae. Gene Ontology annotation, cellular component: plasma membrane; axon; neuronal cell body. The record is from RefSeq and is a predicted model, not a curated record. Gene Ontology annotation, molecular function: protein binding; axon guidance receptor activity.
GCGUAGCGCAAGACGUUGUGCAGAGGUACCGCUCGCCACAAGCAUGCCGUCGGCUCUAACUUUCCUGGUACUUGCGGCUACCCUAAAACAUAUUCAGAGCUCAGUCGAGCCACCGAAAGUGCAGCCUUUUAGUUUUCCGACGACGAAGGCGAUGCCCAAAAGGGUUGUCGUACACUGCUCUGCUGUCGAAGGCAGCGAACCAUUCCAGUUUUCUUGGAUCAAAGACGGCGCGAGGCUCGAAUCCCAUCCAAGGGUGGAGGUCAAGCAGCUCUCGGAAACACUGUCCACGCUGACCAUCUACAAAGCGGGAGCCGAGGACGUCGGAAACUACACUUGCAUCGUCACCAACGCGGCGGGCUCGGACGCCGCGACCUCUCAGCUUCUUAUAACCGAGGCGCCUCAGAUUCAACCGUUCGCCUUUCCGAAAGACCCUCGCGCCAAUUCCAAGAUCGUGAUUUCCUGCAACGCCCACGUGGGAACGGAGCCGAUCAGUUUCGCGUGGUUUAAGAACGGGCAGCGAGUGGUUUCGGAUACCAAGGCUCAGACCAAGGCAUUCAGCGAAACGGUCAGCAUCUUGACGCUACUGGAUGUGACGUCAGAGGACGUGGGAAACUACACCUGCCAAGCCACCAAUCGUUACGGCACAGACAGCUUGACUGCGGAACUCGUGCUCACAGAGGUCCCCAAGAUACAGCCUUUCUUCUUUCCAAAGAACCACGCCAUCGGGAAAGACGUCACCGUCUCUUGCUUUGCUUCGGAAGGCCACCCGCCGCUUUUGUUCACGUGGCGCAAAGACGGAGCGCGAAUUCCGAGCGGAUCAAAGUUUUCCGUGAGGCAGCCCAUAGACAAGAUGUCUACACUGACCAUUCACGAAGUCGCAGCGGCCGACAUCGGCAACUACACCUGCGAAGCCGCGAACGAAGGGGGAAGCGACAGAACCACCGCAAGCCUCGUCAUAACGGACGCGCCCAAGGUGCAGCCAUUCGUGUUUCCUCGGGAAAGCGUGCUGGGAGAGACACUUCUGGUCACGUGCGUCGCCAACAGAGGCACUCAGCCGAUGCAGUUUACGUGGUUGAAGAACGGCGUCGCCCUGAAGGAGGGAGACAAGGCGACGCCGAAGAUGUUCACGGAGUCCGUGUCGGCACUUAGCAUCCGCGACGUGGGCGCGGAGGACGUGGCUAACUACAGCUGCCGGGCCAGCAACUCGGCGGGAAGCGACAGCUACACAGCCGAGCUCGUCGUCACUGGUCAGUGCAGAAAUAGAAUCUUGUUGGGCAAGGACGUCACCGUGUCGUGCUUUGCGAUGCGGGGACACCAACCGCUCAAGUUCUCGUGGCUCAAGAACGGCGCUCGAGUCGACCGCGCCGGGGACAUCGAGGAAAUCGGCGGCAAGAUGUCCACUCUGACCUCGUACUGCAUACAGGCAACACGCCGUGGGGGUGCUCAGUACUGCGAUCCCUUCUCACACGAGAUGGCUCUAGCAUUCGUGCUCGUGGUGCUCAGCGCCUCAUUACAAACGGUUCUGUGCUCAGUCGAACCACCCAGAAUUCAGCCGUUCAGCUUUCCCACGAGCAAAGCCAUGCCCAAAAAGGUGGUCGUGCACUGCGUCGUGAUCGAAGGACGCGAACCUUUUGAAUUUGCGUGGUUGAAAGACGGCGCGAGACUCGGCGGCGAUCAUGGCAGGGUUCAAGUGAAGCAGGUCUCGGAGGCCGUCUCUUCGCUCACCAUCUCCAGAGCAGGCGCCGAGGACAUCGGCAACUACACCUGCGUGGCGGCCAACUCGGCGGGCUCCGACAGCGCCACCUCCGAGCUUACUUGUUACUGCAGACCGGAGCCGCCAUGGCCGUCACUUGGCACGCGCCCCCUGCUGUUCACUUGGCUCGAAAACGGCCUACCCAUCGACCCCCGCGGAAAGGCUACUCCCAAGACGCUGUCCAAGUCUAUCUCGGCGCUGGCCAUACCCACGGUAGAAACCUACGACAUCGCCGACUACACGUGUAGGGUUGAGAACGACGCCGGAAGUGACACCCACACUGCCGAACUGGUUGUCGCUGAACCUCCGAAACUGCAGCCACUCACGUUCCCGAGAAACCCGACGCUCAACAAGAAGCUCGUGCUGUCCUGCGUUGCCAUGGAGGGAGACCCGCCAUUGGAGUUCGCGUGGACGAAGGACGGCCUCACCGAGCGCGAAGGGGAGAGGUACUCGACGGCAGUGCUCACUUCGCACAUCUCGUCGCUCACGAUCCCCGAAUUGACGGCGCAGGACGUGGGCAACUACACGUGCCACGUUUCCAACGCGGCCGGAACGGACAGUUCCACGACGUCACUCCUUGUGCACGCCUCCCAAAGUUCUGCCGUUCAGCUUUCCCAGGGAACACCGCAUCGGCGACGCCGUGGCCGCCACGUGCGUCGCGAGUCGCGGCCGCUCGCCUUCGCGUGGCUCAAGAACGGCUCUCCCGUGAUGGCCGGCAGCAAGGCCGCGCCCAAGAUGCUCACGGAAUCCAUCUCUGCGCUCACGAUGUCCAGCGUGGACGCGGACGACAUCGCGAACUACACGUGCCGCGCCACCAACGCCGCCGGAAGCGACAGCUACACGGCCGAACUGGUCGUCACUGUACGAGCCACCGAAGCUGCAGCCAUUCUCAUUCCCGCGAAGCCCACUUCUCAAAAGAAAGUCGUUGUGUCCUGCGUGGCCGUCGAAGGAGACGCUCCGCUCCGGUUCUCGUGGUCGAGGGACGGCGGAGCGGAAGGCGAGCGGAAGAGGUACACCGUCGACACCCUCUCUUCGCACCUCUCUUCGUUGACCAUUCCGGAAGUGACGGCGCAGGACAUCGGGAACUACACGUGCCGAGUGACCAACGCCGCUGGAACGGACACUUUCACCGCCUCCCUCCUCGUGCGGGGUCAGUUCUGA